Molecule: messenger RNA, 318 nt
Organism: Neopelma chrysocephalum (saffron-crested tyrant-manakin)
Lineage: Eukaryota; Metazoa; Chordata; Aves; Passeriformes; Pipridae
Product: mediator of RNA polymerase II transcription subunit 25-like
Exons: 2
Biological process (GO): positive regulation of transcription by RNA polymerase II
Cellular component (GO): mediator complex; transcription regulator complex
Source: RefSeq, a predicted model, not a curated record
ACCACCCUGGGCCCCCUGUUCCGGAAUUCCCGGAUGGUUCAGUUCCACUUCACCAACAAGGACCUGGAGUCGCUCAAGGGGCUCUACAGGAUCAUGGGAAACGGCUUCGCGGGCUGUGUGCACUUCCCCCACACGGCCCCGUGCGAGGUCCGGGUCCUGAUGCUCCUCUACUCGUCCAAGAAGAAGAUUUUCAUGGGGCUCAUCCCCUACGACCAGAGCGGCUUCGUCAACGGCAUCCGCCAGGUCAUCACCAACCACAAGCAGGUGCAGCAGCACAAGAUGGACCAGCAGAGAGGGGUGAGACCCCCCAAAAACCCU